Molecule: messenger RNA, 3080 nt
Organism: Paramormyrops kingsleyae
Lineage: Eukaryota; Metazoa; Chordata; Actinopteri; Osteoglossiformes; Mormyridae
Product: potassium channel subfamily K member 13-like
Biological process (GO): stabilization of membrane potential; potassium ion transmembrane transport
Cellular component (GO): plasma membrane
Molecular function (GO): potassium ion leak channel activity; outward rectifier potassium channel activity
Source: RefSeq, a predicted model, not a curated record
AAGGCAAAAACGCAACAAUUGGAUUUAAUGUUGCUAAUCCCUUCCAGCGACGCACGUUGCAACCACGGCAAAGAUGUACAUGAUAUCAGACCAAAGUUAUUGUCUGUCUCCCCCUCUGUGUAUUGCCACAUUUUAAUUCUCCCCCUGGAGUGGACAUGGUCUGGGACAGAGCUAUUACUUGGUUGACAUCGACAUAAAGCAAAAAAAAAGAAAGAAAUACAGGUGUCAUUUCGACUGGCGAAUUCAGGAAUGGACGGUGGAGGCUUGGUAUUCAACUUGAGAUAAUGUGGAGCCACGAUCGGAUCAGCCCAACAAAAUAAUGGCUUGUCGUGGCUGCUGCUGCGGGCUCGGUCCAUUAAACGAGGAUAAUGCGAGGUUCCUGAUGCUGGCAUUGCUCAUCAUCAUCUACCUCCUGUGCGGAGCCGCCGUCUUCUCGGCGCUCGAGUACCCCAGAGAGAAGCAGGCGAAGGAGAGGUGGGCGCAGAGAUUCGAUCAUUUCACCCAGAAACACAACUUGAGCAAAAAGGACCUGGAAAACUUUCUGAGAUACUACGAGGAGGCUAAUGUCGCCGGGAUUCGCGUGGACAGCACCAGACCCCGCUGGGAUUUCACCGGGGCUUUUUAUUUCGUGGGAACUGUGGUUUCCACCAUAGGAUUCGGAAUGACAACCCCCACCACCGUGGGCGGGAAGGUCUUCCUGAUCUUCUAUGGCCUCAUCGGCUGUGCUGCCACCAUCCUGUUCUUCAACCUGUUCUUGGAGCGUCUCAUCACCGUGCUGGCCUUCGUGCUCAAGUCGUGCCACGAAAGGCAGAGGCGGCGGAGAGGGGUGCUGCCUCAUGGCAGUCGGCAGGCAUGCAGCGCCCCCGAUGGCCGGGGCGAGAGCCUGGCGGGAUGGAAGCCCUCGGUUUACUAUGUGAUGCUGAUCCUGUGUCUGGCGGCGGUUCUGGUGUCCUGCUGUGCGUCAGCCAUGUACUCGGCAGUCGAGGGCUGGGGAUACUUUGACUCGCUCUACUUCUGCUUUGUGGCCUUCAGCACCAUCGGCUUCGGGGACCUGGUGAGCGGCCAGCGGGCAUCGUACGAGAACCAGGCAGCUUACCGGCUGGGCAACUUCCUCUUCAUCCUAACGGGCGUGUGCUGUAUCUACUCGCUCUUCAACGUCAUCUCCAUCGUCAUCAAGCAGGUGCUCAACUGGAUCCUGGGCAGGCUAACCCGACCCUGGUGUGCCCAUGCUGGCACGUGUUGCCCGCGUAUGGGGCUCCGCCCCCGCCGUAACGCAGUGGGGCCUCGUCGCGCCCGUAUCCGCCACAACGUCUCCAUCGAGACGGACGCUGUCAAUGACAGUGAAGAGACGGACGGGCGUCGCAUGUCUGGGGAGAUGAUCUCCAUGAGGGACUUCCUGGCUGCCAACAAGGUGAACCUGGCCAUCAUGCAGAAGCAGCUCUCGGAAACGGCCAACGGGCACCCGCGGCAGUCUGGCUCUGGAUCGCGCCACAAUGGCUUCUCCGACGGGGUCGGCGCCCUGGCCAUCAUGAACAACCGGCUGGCGGAGACCAGCGUGGACAGAUGACUCCACACCCCCAGUGCAGUGCAGGUCUGGGCAGUGCAGUGACGGAUCGGGCUAGAAUUGCAGUGCAUCUGUUUGCUGAGUGUCAGCACUGCACUUGUACCCUGACCCACCAAAGUACAGCCGAAGAAUCAUUCGCCUUUCCUCUCUCCCCUACACGUCCUCCGAUUCAGUGCCAUAGGCCGCUAGUUUUCCACAUUUGAGUCGUGCAGGAUGGCUGAGGUUAGGUGCUUCUGCAUUGUGAGAGAGUCGCCCAAAGAACUCGUUCACCCUACCAGCACUUUGCUCAUUUAAAUGCAAGCCAGACAUUUUUAUGUAUCAGAUAUAAUUGUGCGAGCUUUCAAAACAAUUUAUACUAUGCAGCGUAGGCAAUGAAAGUCUAAAAGUAGAGAGAAAUUAUACCUACACAUGCAAAGCUAAGCUUACUUGUGAUGGAUUGUAAAAAUACAGAGGGUAAACAAGAUAUUUCACAACUUUGUUUCUGUAGGGGGAAAUGUAAGUACUUGCUUUAUAUUAGCCUCUUAUAUACUGAGGUAGCUAACAGUCCAGGGUCUGCAGUAGGCAAGCGAUUAGCUGUUUAGUCUCAGUCUGUCUCACAGUGUGAUCAUCACUGAGUGUAGCAGUUCAGUUCACUCUUCAUUAAUGGUGCCCGAGGUGACAUAAACGAUUCUUAAUCUACGGAUCACCGGAACAAACCAAGAUAUCUGUCAGUUGGUCGGUCAGUCGUCGCCUGUUAAUUACUCUGUCCAUUCAACAGAGACGACCUGUGCAAGUGUUUAUUUUUCUAGCUCUCACAUUAUAGCAAUGGGAAUAAAUGGAAUACUCUAUAAAUACUGCUGGGGAGUGUGAUCCAGUGGGGGGCCAGUGGGCUCUGUAGCUGCAGAGGGACUCAGACACUGAAUAAUGCAUCAUCCACGAGGAGGACGCCACUUGUACGGCCCCUUUGAAACAGCAGAACAAAGAAGCAUCCAUUACGCGGUGAAACGCCCACGCCAGGCGCCUCUGACAUCAUAAAAGCCCCGCGGACGGAUGCGCAGGAAGGAGAGUGAUCAGAGUGGCCCAUCGAAUCUUCUCCAGCCCCACAGCCCAAUCACGCGACACUUGACUUGAAAAGGCGCGAGAUGAGCACACUGCAAGUGGAAUGUAAUGAGACAUUCAUGAGCAAUUGUGCGUGGACUCUGGUCCCUGCAUGGGUUAGUGUGCACGCGAGCGUGUGUGAAAACAUAAAAUCUAAUUAGAUAUUUUUAUAUGAGACAGCAGGCGAUGUGAGGUGUUGCACUGAAAUAGCUGUAUUUUUACACCUGAUGGUUGGUACAGCUACUCUGUCUGUUUAAUCCUUGAAAAGCACAUCACAUGUUACCCGCUUGCACAGGAGGUCUGUUCGCAGAAAAGGCUACUGUAUGUCACUUUAAGACGCGCCUGAUGAUAUUUAAGAAAUGAUCCAUUUGGUCCUGCCAGGAGAAAAUGCUGGUCCACCUGCUGCUUUAAAAAUGAUGGUCACCCAUAACUCUGUUUU